Malassezia globosa CBS 7966 is the source of this 465-nucleotide messenger RNA. RefSeq lists its product as uncharacterized. The transcript is spliced from 3 exons. The record is from RefSeq and is a predicted model, not a curated record. Lineage: Eukaryota; Fungi; Basidiomycota; Malasseziomycetes; Malasseziales; Malasseziaceae. Gene Ontology annotation, cellular component: ribosome; small ribosomal subunit; cytosol. Gene Ontology annotation, molecular function: structural constituent of ribosome; RNA binding. Gene Ontology annotation, biological process: translation. Bases 1 to 465 code for a protein of 154 amino acids.
AUGUCGCUCGCGCCUCCUGACCCUUCGCAAAACUUUGCUCACAUUCUUCGUUUGCUUAACACUAACGUGGAUGGCAAGCGUAAGAUUCAGUACGCCUUGACUGAAAUCAAGGGUGUGGGUCGCCGUUAUGCCAACAUUGUGUGCAAGAAGGCCGAUAUUGAUCUGACCAAGCGUGCUGGUGAGCUAAACUCUGAUGAGUUGGAGCGUAUUGUCAACAUUCUCCAGUCGCCACAGGAAUUCAAGAUUCCCACAUGGUUCUUGAAUCGGCAAAAGGACUUCACGACUGGCAAGGAUGCGCAAGUCUUGUCGAACAACGUUGAGGCCAAGCUGCGUGAUGACCUCGAGCGUUUGAAGAAGAUCCGUGCCCACCGCGGUCUUCGUCACUACUGGGAGCUCCGUGCUCGUGGUCAACACACUCGUACGACGGGCCGUCGUGGUCGCACUGUGGCGAACAAGAAGAAGUAA